Molecule: messenger RNA, 369 nt
Organism: Lathyrus oleraceus (garden pea)
Lineage: Eukaryota; Viridiplantae; Streptophyta; Magnoliopsida; Fabales; Fabaceae
Exons: 1
Coding region: 1-369 (122 amino acids)
Biological process (GO): DNA repair; telomere maintenance
Molecular function (GO): DNA helicase activity
Source: RefSeq, a predicted model, not a curated record
AUGACACACAAGCAUGCUUUUGAAGCACUUGAAAAAACAUUGAAGUAUGUUAUGAGUACCUACAUUAAUUCAAAUGAUGUGUUUGGUGGCAAGGUAGUUGUAUUUGGUGGUGAUUUUAGACAAAUUUUGUCAGUUGUUCCUAGAGGGAGUCAUUUUGAUAUCUUCCACUCUACGAUAAAUUCUUCUUAUAUACGGUCUUCUGUUCAAGUUUUAAAUUUAACCAAAAACAUGUGGCUAUAUUGUGGGCCAAGUGAACAAGAUAAAAGAGAAAUUGCUGACUUUUCAGAUUGGCUUUUGAAAAUUGGUGAAGGAAAAGUUUCAGAGCCAAACAACGGUUUUGCCGGAAUUGACAUACCUCCGAUCUUUUAA